AUGGUGCAAGCUUCUGCAGAUGGUAUCAGCUGCUACUGUUUGCUGAUGAAGGAUCUCAAACCAAUCUGUCGGAUUCGAUGUUUCAAACCUCCUUGCGAAAUUGAACUACAGUGUUUAAUCACAGACAUAGUUAGGCUGGAAAAAAUUGGUAUUCCUGCUGGAUUACCAUGCUGCACUCUGUAUCGCGCAUCAGAAAAUGCUCAACAAGAAAAGGAGUGGGUUAGGUUCUUGGAUUUCCUUCAGACACAUAAGAAGGUAGAGAAAUAUGAUAUUUUUUCCAUGUCAUGGUCACCGGGAGGUGAAAAAGGGGCUUUCCAUCAUGUCACGGCUUUAUACAAACAGGUGAAUAGGCGUACUUUGUGUGACCAUCUCAAUGAACUAGAGGAUGCCAAUGGGGUUAUCGAAGUUGCUAGCCGAUCCUGCAAGCAAAGAACACAUAUUGGAGAGGACGCUUUAUCUAACACCACUGUUAUUGGAGACAAAACUGUGAAUAUGAAGGCCAACCGUGGACCUGAAAAUGUUGUGGCCUUUACUCAUACAUUACCUAGAAAUAGCGUACAAGUUCAUCCAAGCUAUUUGAAAACCCUUGGUCAAUCUCAUUCAAGCUGGAUUUUUGGUGCAGUUGCUGAGUUUGUUGACAAUUCAAGAGAUGCCAAAGCAACUAAGCUGGAGAUUUCCAUAGGGACAAUAUAUCAUAAACCUGCUGGAAGAGAUAUUCCCAUGCUUUCCAUCAUAGAUAAUGGUGAGGGGAUGACACAUGAGCAGAUUGAGAGGAUGAUAUCUUUUGGCCACAAGCAACCAGAUGCUGAUGAUCCAGAUCGUAUUGGGCGAUUUGGGAUUGGAUUCAAGAGUGGGGCAAUGAGACUUGGAAAGGAUGCUGUGGUUUUUACUCAGGCUGCAAACUCUAGAUCAGUUGCCUUUCUUUCUCAGACUCUUAAUGAAGGAAAAGACAACUUGGAGAUUCCAAUCGUUAGCUUUCGCAGAGUCGGGCAAUUCAUGGAAAUUGAUACCAGUGUCCAGAAUGAGACUUUAGCAAAACACAAUCUGAAAGCAAUAAUGAAAUUCUCUCCAUUUAACAAGUACCUAAUUGGGGAAAAAUCUGCACUCUUUGGUGAAGCCGGCACCGGAACACAAAUAUAUAUCUGGAAUUUGGAUGAAUGGGGAUCAAGUUAUAGCUUGUGCUGGGAGACCGAGACAAAAGAUGGAAGUUCAUCCUGCCAAGGUGACAUAUCUAUUAAUCCAAGGCGUGUUAGAUCUCGUCCUGGCCAAAUGUCUCAAGAAGUACCAUUGGAUUACUCGCUGAAAAGUUACCUGGAAGUGAUCUUCCGUAAUCCACGUAUGAAGAUCUCUGUUCAAGGAGCAUUGAUUAAAACUCGACCUUUAUCCAAGUCUCUACAUCAAACAGUAGUGAAGACUGGUGUCAUUACGGGAAAAACUGUAAAACUAAUACUUGGCCGCAGUCAACUGGAAUGGGAGCAGGCUAAUUGUGGAAUAUUUCUGUAUUGGCAUGGACGGCUGAUUGAGGCUUACAAAAGAGUUGGUAGCAUGAUCCAUAAUGGGGAUACUGGCCGCGGCAUUAUUGGCGUGAUUGAUCUUACUGAUCUUAUGAAGGAUGAUCGUGGUCGCGUUUGGGUCCAUAACAAUAAGCAAGGAUUUCAAGACUGUGAAGCAUAUGCAGAACUUGAGAAGUGGUUGUGUGCGAAAACAGAUGAAUACUUAGACAAAUAUGUUAAUAAGAUUCAGCUGGUCAAAGAUGGUGCCUUUCUCAAAGCUGACCGUGAAUGGGUGCAGUGCGACAAGUGCAGAAAGUGGAGGAUGUUGCCUGCUGGAUUUGACAGCAGCUCCUUGCCUAUAGAAUGGACGUGUGACAUCCCAGAGCAGAAAGAGGAAGAUGGAGUGGUCAUAAUAUCCGCUAAACGUUCUGGAUAUAGUGGUACGGAAAAUUUAGAGAACAGUGACACAUCACCAAGGAACAUCAAAUCUAAUUCUCUGCACCAAAUUUUUCAAAGAGUUGCACAUUCACCAUCACAGUUUAGAAACUAUAAUGCUCUAAGUUUUAUAGGGAAUAGUGACACUGGAAUCCAAAAAUCAGGCAAAAGAGAACCAAGCCAGAGCCCGGAAGAUGACAUUCCACUGUCCUGGUCAAGAAAAACAAAAUACAGAAAGUAUUGA
Molecule: messenger RNA, 2172 nt
Organism: Oldenlandia corymbosa var. corymbosa
Lineage: Eukaryota; Viridiplantae; Streptophyta; Magnoliopsida; Gentianales; Rubiaceae
Source: the annotation of a GenBank genome assembly